CGGUAGUGCGCCACAGUGUUGUUUACAAUCCGCCAGUAACACUGGGGAAGAAGCGGAGGAAGCUAGGCUGGGCUUUAACGAUGAAACAUUUCGGUCACUGGGGAUAAACAAGUUUUCCCCCCGUGCCAAAUAACUGAAGGACUCCGUCGUCGUUAGAAAUUCACAAAAUAAUUUAAGACUGGAAGCAGGGCACAGAGAGGCGUGUCCCAGAGACUUUUCUUUGGAUGUUUCUGUGAAGGCAGAUGUUUUGGAGUCAUGGAUCAAGCUGUUGUGGACAGUCCUGUCAUCCUCGUCAUCAAGGCUCCCAACCAGAAGUACGAUGACCAGACAAUCAACUGCUACCAGAACUGGACCGUAGAAAAGCUUAAAGCCCACUUGUCUGAUGUUUACCCCAGUAAACCUAGCUCCAAAGACCAGAGGCUGGUUUAUUCUGGGAAACUGCUUUUAGAUCACCUUACCUUAAAAGAUGUGCUUAGGAAGCAGGAUGAGUACCAUAUGCUCCAUCUAGUCUGUGCCUCCAGAACCCCUCCCAGCUCCCCACAGCCGCCCCGCAGCCGCAGUAACAAGCCACAGGAGACCACCGUCAGUCCCACGGCCUCUCAGAGCUCUAAUGGUGCUGGUCAGGCAGGUCAGACGACAGCUGGAGAGAGCAAUGAUUGGCUGAGACAGCAAGCUGGAGCCUUUCCCUACCAACACAUGUAUUCACAAUUUAUGCAAAGCUGGAAUCAGCAAAUGGCAACAGCUUCCACAAACCUGCCCUCCUAUUACACCCCCAUGACUUUGAUGUGGUGGCAGCAGCUGUAUGCAAGACAAUACUAUUUGCACUAUCAUUUACUGGCAGCUUCCUCACUACAAAACCGACCUGACCAGAUGUCCACUCACUCCAGUCAGGCGGACCCAUUGAGCCAAAGACCGCAGGCGGGUCGGCACGGAAACCCCGAAGUCCAAAUGAACGCCCAGGGAGGGGAGAUCCUAAAUGAGGAGGAGCUCAACAGGGAUUGGCUGGACUGGGUCUACACAUUCUCUCGUGCUGCCAUCUUGCUUAGCAUAGUCUACUUCUACUCAUCCUUCAGCCGUUUUGUCAUGGUGAUGAUGGCCAUGCUGGUCCUCUACCUCCAUCAGGCCGGCUGGUUUCCCUUCAACCUGGAAAACGAGCUGCAGCUCCCUGGAGACCGGCCCAAUCAGGAAGAAAUGGAGGGAGACCUACAAAACCAAGACUUACAAGAAGCGGAUGGAGUGAACGAUGAUGCUUCGGAUGACGAUGGGGAGAGCGGAGAGGAAGGAGCAGAGGAUCCAGACAGCGCCCCGAACGCGGGCUUCCUGUCCUCCACAUGGUCCUUUAUCAUAACGUUCUUUAUGUCACUCAUCCCAGAAGGGCCACAGAACGUUGCUAACUGAACAUCAAGCAGCACAUGGUGCUGCAUUUCAGAGGAAGAGAAGGAAACUGGUUCUCUCAUGGUGCAGUGUUGUACGUUCCCUAAUUGUUUGCUCUCUGAGCUGAAACACAAAGGACAGAUCCAGUAAAAAAAAAAAAAGAUUUAAUAUGAGUAUUCUUAAUGGAGGUUUGUCUUUUAUCUUAAGAAGCAAAUUAUUUUAGGAGUCGAAUAAAACAGUGCUGGUUUACCUGCUGUGAUCAAAUGUAACAGUAAUGCUUUGUAACCCAGAAACAGCAGGUGGAUUCCCAGAGUAUGUUCACAGCGUAACGCAUCCUCUUCAGAAGCAGCCAGAUUUGUUCAAGUAGUCUUUUGUAAAGCUGUGGAAAGGUGGUUAUAAUGAGAGAUGAAAACUGAAAAUGGUCACUUUAGUACAGAAGUUUGAUUUCUGUAAUUGAUUGUGGGUCAUGUAGCUCCUGUUAUAUGUUAACAGGAGUUUGGUCUGAAAGUUCAUGAAAUGUGUCCAAGAACAUUUGUAAUGUGCAGAGUUGCGUGACUGAUGGCUUCAGGUUUGUUUCUUUACAAACUUAAUUUAAGGCUAUAAAACAAUAAACAUAUAUCUUUAACAUG
Messenger RNA from Cyprinodon tularosa, 2003 nucleotides. RefSeq names its product homocysteine-responsive endoplasmic reticulum-resident ubiquitin-like domain member 2 protein. Gene Ontology annotation, molecular function: protein binding. The transcript is spliced from 9 exons. The record is from RefSeq and is a predicted model, not a curated record. Gene Ontology annotation, biological process: endoplasmic reticulum unfolded protein response. The coding region runs from base 256 to 1398 and encodes 380 amino acids. Lineage: Eukaryota; Metazoa; Chordata; Actinopteri; Cyprinodontiformes; Cyprinodontidae.